Aspergillus pseudonomiae is the source of this 1618-nucleotide messenger RNA. RefSeq names its product kinase-like domain-containing protein. The transcript has a single exon. NCBI's taxonomy places the organism in Eukaryota, Fungi, Ascomycota, Eurotiomycetes, Eurotiales, Aspergillaceae. Bases 573 to 1520 code for a protein of 315 amino acids. The record is from RefSeq and is a predicted model, not a curated record.
GUUUCCAAAGAGAGCAAUGCCUUCUGGGUUAGCCUGUAUAAAUCCACAAGAUCCUGGUUGGAAACGUUGUCGUAUCCGUCUGGAUAAGAGAAUGUGCCGCCAGAAGUGGCCUUGAAUAGUAAGGUAGGGGGCGUCGUGGACAUCGUCGAGAUUGCGGAGAAAGUACGGGAAGUAGGUAGUAGGUAGUAGGGAGGUGGUAGAAAGGUGGUAGAAAGGUGGUAGGAAGGUGGUAGGAAGGUGGUAGGAAGGUGGUAGGAAGGUGGUAGGAAGGUGGUAGGGAGGUGGUAGGAAGGUGGUAGGAAGGUGGUAGGGAGGUGGUAGGAAGGUGGUGAGGUAGAGGCAGGGAAGAGCAAGAUAUACCCUGAGAGGCGGGAGGGGAUUGGCUCCAGCCAAUCAGAGUACGCAAUCAGAAAGCCUCUUGCGUCACAUGAACAUUUCAUUGAGUAUUAUCUCACAUGACCAAACAUACGGUGUCUUAAAUCGCUUCGUCUUCGAAAGUCCCUCUCUAGGUUAAUGAUCAGACCUAAUCACAUCCUUCUAUACUGAUAAAUUUUUGUGUUCUCUGUUAGAAUAUGAAGAGCCUGCUCAUUCCACAUAUAUUACAGCCGGAUUUUACAUGGCCACGAAAGACCCGCUAUACAAUUUCUGAAGACACUCCUGUUGUACCGCGUCUGCCGGGAAAGUUUAUCAGAAAAGCCUGGGGACUUUUCCAUAGGGCAUUAUAUUUUUUUUCUCAGUAUUACUGUUCUUGGUUCGAUAUUCCUUUCAAUGCCCACAUUGUACAGUUACCAUUUGGGCUUGUCAUGAAAUGGACUGACCGGACGAGUAUCGAGGAAGCGGUUGCAAUGCAAAUGGCGGAAGCUGCUGGAAUACCGGUUCCUAAAUUCUUAAGCUGUGGAGAGCAUCAAGGUGAUCCGUUCAAUCGAACAUUUUCAAUCCUAAUGACAAGGAUACCUGGUGUGCCACUGGAAAAUUCAUUUGAUCCGCUGCAAGUCGAUACGGAGGAGCCAUGGCUGUACGAAUUAAGGACAUGUUUACACUCGAUGCGUCGAUGGCGCCCCCCUAGCUCAACCUCUAUUUGCUCAGCAAUUGGAACAUGCUUGCGAAGUCCGCGGAUUCCUUGUCAUAUGAUGGGUCCUUUUACAAGUAAAGAAGAGUUUUAUGAGUAUCUUCUAAGUCCAGCCUCACCCCAUGGUUUCGAAUCCACUACCGAGUACAAGGAAGCGUUAUUCUGUGCGAAAAAGCUUCAAGAUUAUUCUCAUCAGAUAACAUUUACGCACGGUGAUUUCAAAGCACACAAUAUCCUUGUUGAUGACCACGGACAUCUAUCUGGAUUUCUCGAUUGGGAGUCUGCAGGCUGGUAUCCUGAAUAUUGGGAAUUCACAACAGCGAUGCGAUUUGGCAAAGGCAGUUGGUGGUACCAAGUGGCUUCUUGGAUGGGUGGUGAUCAGUACUUGGACGAGCUAGCCUCUGAUAUUGCCUUGAACUCUUUGACCGUUGACUCCUAUAUAGCCAUGUAGAUGGAAGCUGUUGUAGAUAGAACAAGUCAGCUAGACGGACUAUGAUGUCAAUUAUUUACUCCAAUAGUACCUAGUCCUCCACAACCUUCUCUGGUAAG